AUGAUCAAAGAUGGCGGAGUGUUUGAUGAGAAUGUCACUAUUAAUGUUGCUGAACAGACAGUGACUUUUUACGUACCCUCACGAGAAGGCGCUGUUGAAGCUAAUGUUGUCCACGAUUUUCGCAAGGUAAACUUCGCUUUCGCAGUGACAGAGUGUUAGUUUUUCUUUUCUAAACUGAUCAAACUUACUCACUGAGAAUAUGUGAGAGUGAGUAUUGUAUAUGAAUAAUAUCCAAGCCAGUGGCUAUGUCAACACAUGAAAUGUUUUAUACAUACAGUAAUAAAAUAAACUGAAGGAAUUUAUUUACCUUUACUCUUUUAUAAAGCCUGCGUGAUAGCAAGCGCUUAUAUAUGAGCCAAGCGGGUGAGCGGGGAAUUUAUGUGUUUUGCCCCCUUGUUCCCACGUUAGGAACCGGCCCCUCAACCUGGCGUUCCCGGCGGCCCUCUGGCGAUUUUCCGCUGGUCCCCUACCGUUUAUGCCCUGAGCGAAGCCCUGCUUCGUCUCUGUGAAAUGUUAAAAUAUGGAACAUCAACGUGCCUUUUUACGCAAGAUGUCAACACUUUUACCCAUUCUCUUCACUUCUUCACUUAUAGAACUUGGAGAUAAUCAGUUUGCCGGAGAAGAAAGUUUGUUUCGUAUCGCAGCUGAACAGCGACUUUCCACGACCUGUAGAACUGAUUGACUCUUUCAGAAAGGUACGUUAUAUGGACUUAAAUUGCCUUAUGAUUAGCCUGAGAUAACAACCGACAUUUGGCGACGCCACCAUAGGCCUGGAUACAAAUAUCCGGAUAUUUUUAAAGAUAUUUAGAAGAUUUUGGGAUUUUUAGAAAAUCUCAUGAUAUUUAGGAAAAAAACUGUUAUAUUUCGAAUUUUGUUACGAAAAAUGUACUGAAAUCAUUUUUUUUUUCUAGGAAGCUACUUCAAUACUAAUUAGGGCAUGGGGCAUUUCACGCAGUGACAGAAAUCCAAAGAAAUCUCCACAUAUGUAACCUGAUAUCAGGCUCAAUUUUCGUUUAGCUUUCUAAAUAACAUUCCGGCGGGCAAGGCGAAACGAAAAGAGAGCCUGAUAGAAACCUUCUACGAAACGUCGGCCGCCCACUAUUUUUAUUGAUUGACAUUUGCCGAAUCAACCAACCAAAACCACUUGUUGCAUGUUUUUUAGUAUGCAAAUUUUUCAUACGUGGGAAGAAAAUGCAGACUCACUGACUUAAAAAAUAGCUUUUAUCUUUUUUUUCAACAAUAAAACAGUCGCCACAAUCACAUUUAACUUCUUGUGAGAUUCCCCGAGGAGAUCUUGAAGGUUAUUCUGUUGCAGUAGAAGGUAAAAAGUUUUCGAAAAGACGGCGACACGAUGUUCUAGUUUAAAUAUUUUGGCUAGGCGCGCUCGAUUUUUAAAGUUUUAAAAUACUGAAAAUGCAUGAAAUUUCCAUUUUUCUAAUGCUUUCAUAUUUUCCUCGACAAUUUUCCCCGAUUUUCAGUGGAUAAUUCUUUUAAACUCUCGGAGGAACAUAUCUUCACUUUUUCAAAGGAAAAAUAAAUUAUCUCAGAACAAACCAAACGAGUUCUCAAGAGCAUUUAAUUUAGUCCCGUGAAUACACUUUGCAAUUUGCGAAUUUACUAGAAACAACCGUCUAAAAAAAUAUUUUGUUAUAAGUCUAGGUAUUAAAAAUAUUAUCUGCCACUUUGUUGGAAAGACGUAACGGUACUACUAAUGACUGCACGCUCGACUGAGCUGAAACAAAAUGAAAAACAUUAUUACAAACACACUUCAAGUUCUCCUUUGUUGUGUUGCCUCCGCUUGGGUACCCCGUUCAGAGAAGUCAUUUCCGGCUAAACUUUCAAAUGAAACCAGUUUUAGAUGGACAGUAUUUUGAUUUGCACUCGUUAAGGCACAUUGUUCGCAGUCAACAACUUGCAGAGAGAUUCAACUCUACGAUACACUCACAUUAGUUCCGUAAAUAAAGCAAAUCCUGAGAAGAUAUGAACAACCAUCUGAAUUUUCUGAAUUUCCAGGGCACAUAUUAAGGCAUAUUUUUCUUCUAUAUCUGAGACCAUAAAACAAUAAAAAAGACAGCAAAGUCGAUCCUUCUCUCCGCCGACGGCUGGUCAUUCGUGAAGACAACCACGCGAAGAAUAAGGGCUUUCAACUUCCGUUGAUUCCAACAGCCAAUCAGAUCUUGUGGCAUUGUUCUAACAGCAAAUCAGCGUUGCAGCCAAAAUCUGGCCGCAGUGAGCACAAACUUGUGAGAGUUUGUAUCAGGGCCAACUUUUAGCGGUAGCCGUUAGAGAGAAUGUAUGAGAACCGCUAAUAUAUGCCAUGUGGCUAAUGUUCAGCAAAAUGGCUGAUGAUUUACCCUCUGAGCCACGCACAAACCAAAUAGUAUGUAGUGUCCCUUUUAGACCAUCUUAAACUUCCAGCACCUCAUGGUCUGUCACGAACUCUGUCUGAAUUAAAGUGCAGUGCCCUAGUCUUCUUGGAGGCUGAGGGGUACUGUAAAUAAGGUUGACUUUAUGUGAAAUUGUUUAGAGUUUUGUUGUAUGCUGUACAAGAAUAGAAUUUCCUGAAAUUUAUGUUGCCAUUUUAGAUGACAGACUAUAUUUUUGUGUUUUUACUGUAAUAUUUAUGAAAUGAAGCCAGAUAUUUUUGAGAUAUUUAGAACUUUUUCGAGAUAUUUAGAAAAAAAUCGGGAAUUUCUGGAAAUAUAUUUGGGCGAUUUUUCGUGAUAUUUGUAUCUAGGCCUACGCCACCACUGGUUUCCCCACGAAAUAACGUCUGAGAAACGAGCGCAGAAGAGCGUCUGAGUAUGGGUAGUAUGGAAAGUGCCGUGUGGGAAAUUUGCUUCAACCAAUCAGAAGCACUACCCAGAUCUGGGUAGUGACGAGUCAUAAGUGUGGAAUUUCUGCGCUCGGGAAACCAGUGACGGCGUCGUUUGAUUAAUGUCGGUUGUUUUUCUCACGCCACCUUAUGAUGCAAUGCCUAAAGACACUAGCAUAAAUAAAAAGCAUAUUCUUGCAAUUCCUAGGCAGCCCGCAACAAAACAAGUCUUUCCAUUUUGCUGAGGACAAAAUCCGCCAUGGAGAUAAAAGAAGUGCCAGAUGACCUUUCUAGUCUUCAUCGUGCCGCCUUGGAAAAUAUGUGUCAGAAUUUCCUGAAUUUCGAGCAGAACCCGUAAACCAAGAUUCAAAUUCUGCUACCACGCCCCUAUCGCCACAAAAAGGCAAGUGUUCAUCAUUCAGUAAACCAACCAACCAACCAUGAAGAGAGGCCUGCAGAACAGGCGUUUUUUAGGCGAGCGAAGGCAAGCGCAAGACGGGCGUGAAGCGCAAAAGGUGCGACAGCUGGGAGGCUCGGAAGAAAGAGAUUCGAGCUUCCCCUGUCGCGCGUGUCUCGCGCUCCACGCCUAUCUCUUGCUAGCCUACGUGCAUACCUCUCCUAUUUCCUUUGUACUCGCAAGUAACAAAGGAAAUAGGAGAUGUCUGGGCGCAGGCCAACCUUGCGCUUAUCUUCGCUUAGCCUCCCAUGCAGGCGUUUUCAGGGAGCUCGUAUUUCGUCCCUACCCGCAGCUGUAUUUUGAUACAUUGAUACAAGUAAGUUGCAGCUUUUAGACUUACAAAAAUUCAUGAAAUAACAGCACAAUUUAUAAAUUAAACGAACCUUAACAUAAAAUACAGCUGUGGGGAGAAACGAAAUACGAGCUCCCUUAAAAACGCCUGCGAGGGGGCUAUCUUCGCUCGUCAGAAAAACGCGGGAAAAAUAAACAUCCGUUUCUCCGCGCGAAACUUCCCCAGCGGCGAAGAGCGAGGAGAAACGGAUGUUUUCGCAGGCUAUGAAGAAACAGUAAAGUUUGGGUUUUAUUAACUGAUUGAGUAAAAACUGAAAAGGUAAACUUUCAAGGGCAAGCAGAGUCCUGUGGAACAGGUACUACUUACAGUAUACGGGGGCGGAUCUAGGGGGAGGGUGCAGGGGGUGCGCCCCCCCUCCCUCCUGAGAUGACCUGCGGUUUUCUAAUACAACUGUUAUUCUGCAAAAAAAAAAACUAUGUGGUUUAUUGGUGUUGAAGUAGAGCAAGAGACGAGUACACCCCCUCCUAAAAAAAUCCUGGAUCCGCCCCUGGUAUAUAUAUGACUUUGGCUUCGCGUUUGAAUCUUCGGUUACUUCAGGCCGAAGUCUUCAAUGAACGCAAACCUUCCACAAGUCCUAUGAAUGCAUGUCUGCAUGAUGGGAAGUUAAGCAUGCCGCGCCACGAGUGUCGUGUCAAGGGCAUAUUGAAAACAAAAUUAUAACCAACUGAGCUAGCAUACGAGAAUCUCAUAUGACAAUGUUUUAAAACUAACUUUUUGUUUUACCUUAUUUCAGGCAAAAAUAAGAAUCAUGUUUAUCGACGCAAUUGUUCUAGCACAGUUUGCUAUACAGUGA
Molecule: messenger RNA, 4417 nt
Organism: Porites lobata
Lineage: Eukaryota; Metazoa; Cnidaria; Anthozoa; Scleractinia; Poritidae
Source: the annotation of a GenBank genome assembly